AUGACGUUUUCAACGCGGAGCGGAGCCCAUUUGGUUUGGAUAAGCCUGCUGGUUUGCUGCUUGGUAAAUUUAGGAACUAGCAUGGAGUUUACUGGCGCAGAAGGCCAGUGGGCAAGGUUUCCUAUGUGGAACGCGUGCUGUGAGAGCGAAAUGAGUUUCAACAUGAAAACCAAAAGCGCUCAUGGACUCCUAGUGUACUUCGACGAUGAAGGAUUCUGUGACUUCUUGGAACUUCUCAUUCAUAAUGGCAGACUGAGUCUGCGGUUUUCCAUCUUCUGCGCCGAACCCGCCAUGGUACUCUCAGACACUGCCGUCAAUGACAGCCGCUGGCACGCAGUCACCGUGCGCAGGAAUUUCAAAAACACAACGUUGGUUGUCGACCAGGAGAUCAAAUGGGUGGAGGUGAAGUCUAAAAGGAGGGACAUGACCGUUUUCAGUCAUUUAUUCUUAGGAGGAAUACCACCCGAACUGCGGUCAGUGGCACUACGGCUAACCUCCGCAGCCGUUAAAGACCAAGUGCCAUAUAAAGGAUGGAUAACCGAUUUAAAAGUAAACGGUUCCGAGCCAGCUUUAAUUGACAGUGAAGGAAUCAACACCGACAUUUGUGAAGCUGAUCACGUUUGCUUGAACGGAGGAGUGUGCAGUAUCGUAAACGACGUGCCCAUUUGUGAUUGUUCAGAGACGGGAUUCCAGGGGAAAGAUUGCAGUGAAGAAGAGGCCUAUGUCGGAGGUCUUGCGCACCUGAUGAUGGGCGACCAAGGAAAAAAAAAGAUGAGGGAGGAGUAUGUAGCCACCUUCAAGGGUUCAGAGUACUUCUGCUACGACCUCUCGCCAAACCCCAUCCAGAGCAGCAGCGAUGAAAUAACCCUGUCCUUCAAGACCCUGCAGAGAAACGGCCUGAUGCUCCACACAGGCAAAUCGGCCGACUACGUCAACCUGGCACUGAAGAACGGUGCCGUGUCCCUGGUCAUCAACCUGGGCUCCGGAGCCUUUGAGGCUCUGGUGGAACCGGUCAAUGGGAAAUUUAAUGACAAUGCCUGGCAUGAUGUGAAGGUUACCAGGAAUCUCCGUCAGCACUCAGGCAUUGGACACGCUAUGGUAACAAUAUCCGUGGAUGGAAUUCUCACCACCACUGGUUAUACACAAGAGGACUACACCAUGCUAGGCUCUGACGACUUUUUCUAUGUCGGAGGCAGUCCCAGCACCGCAGAUCUGCCCGGAUCCCCAGUUAGCAACAACUUUAUGGGCUGUCUGAAGGAGGUUGUGUACAAGAACAACGACGUACGUCUGGAGCUGUCUCGGCUGGCCAAGCAGGGCGAUCCCAAGAUGAAGGUGAGCGGCGUGGUGGCCUUCAAGUGCGAGAACGUGGCUACCCUCGACCCCGUCACCUUCGAGACGCCGGAAUCUUACAUCACGCUCAGCAAGUGGACCGCCAAAAAAGCAGGAUCCAUCUCCUUCGACUUCCGCACCACCGAACCCAACGGCCUUCUCCUUUUCAGUCACGGAAAACCCAAACAACAGCAGCAAAAAGACCCCAAGAGCCCCAAAACCCUGAAGGUGGACUUUUUCGCCAUCGAGAUGCUGGACGGGCACCUGUACUUACUGUUGGACAUGGGUUCUGGUACCACCAAGACCAGGGCUGUUAACAAGAAAGUCAACGAUGGCGAGUGGUACCAUGUGGACUUCCAAAGGGACGGAAGAUCAGGAACCAUCUCUGUCAACUCUGUCCGGACACCCUUCAAUGCUCCUGGGGAGAGUGAGAUACUGGAUUUGGACGAUGUGCUCUACCUGGGCGGAUUACCAGAGGACCGCGCUGGGCUGGUCUUCCCCACAGAGGUGUGGACCGCUCUGCUUAAUUACGGCUACGUGGGUUGCGUGAGGGACCUUUUUAUGGACGGUCAGAGUAAGGACAUUCGUCGGUUGGCUGAAGGCCAGAGAGCAGUGGGCGUCAAACCCUCCUGCUCAAAAGAACCUCCAAAGCAGUGUCUAAGUAACCCUUGUCUGAACAGCGGUACUUGCAGGGAGGGAUGGAACCGUUACGUGUGCGACUGCUCCGGUACCGGGUACCUGGGCCGCUCCUGUGAGAGAGAUGCCACGAUACUCAGUUAUGAUGGCAGUAAAUUUUUGAAGAUCCAGUUGCCUGUGGUGAUGCACACGGAGGCUGAGGAUGUUUCGUUGCGGUUCCGUUCCCAGCGUGCCUACGGUGUUCUCAUGGCAACCACUUCCCGCAACUCUGCUGACACUCUGCGGCUCGAGUUGGAUGGAGGGCGUGUCCGCCUCACUGUCAAUCUAGACUGUAUCAGGAUUAACUGUACCACGAGUAAAGGUCCAGAGACCAUCUUUGCGGGCCAGAACCUGAACGAUAAUGAGUGGCAUACAGUACGCGUGGUCAGGAGAGGAAAGAACCUGAAACUCACAGUGGACGACCUCCAGGCCUCAGAAGGUCAAAUCACAGGCGACCACACCCAGCUGGAGUUCCAUAACAUCGAGACGGGCAUCGUCACGGAGAAACGCUACAUGCCCGCCGUGCCCUCCAACUUCAUCGGGCACCUGCAAGGUCUGUCGUUCAACGGCAUGUCUUACAUCGACCUGUGCAAGAACGGCGACAUCGAGUACUGCGAGCUCAACGCCAUGAUCGGCUACAAAACCAUCAUAGCCGACCCCGUGACCUUUAAGUCCCGUUCCAGUUACGUUACCUUGCCCACUCUCCAAGCGUACUACUCCAUGCAUCUCUUCCUUCAGUUCAAGACCACCUCUCCAGACGGCCUCAUACUCUAUAACCGGGGAGACGGAAAUGACUUCAUCGUGGUGGAGCUGGUGAAAGGUUACCUGCAUUAUGUGUCAGACUUGGGGAACGGAGCUCACCUGAUCAAGGGAAACUCUAACACGCCUCUCAAUGACAAUCACUGGCAUAACGUCGUGAUCUCCAGAGACACCAACAACCUGCACACAGUCAAGAUUGACACCAAGAUCACCACCCAGACUACCACCGGAGCCAAAAACCUGGACCUGAAAGGUGACUUGUAUGUAGGGGGAGUGGCCAAGGAGAUGUAUAAGGACCUGCCUAAGCUGGUGCACUCCAGGGAAGGGUUCCAGGGCUGCCUGGCUUCUGUGGACCUGAACGGACGCCUUCCAGACCUCCUGUCCGACGCCCUGAACACCAUGGGUCAGGUGGAGAGGGGCUGCGAAGGUGAGGAGGGGCUCCUCUGCACUCUUGCAUUGAUGAAAGCUGAUUUGCAAGGUCCCAGCACUACCUGUCAGGAAGACUCCUGCUCCAAUCAGGGCGUGUGUUUACAGCAGUGGGAGGGAUUUAGCUGCGAUUGCAGCAUGACAUCUUUCGGAGGUCCACUCUGCAAUGACCCUGGGACAACGUACAUAUUUGGGCGAGAUGGGGGCCUGAUUGUGUACACGUGGCCACCCAAUGACAGACCCAGUACGAGAGCGGACCGCCUGGCUGUGGGGUUCAGCACGCAGCAGAAGGACGCUGUGCUCGUACGAGUGGACAGUUCAACAGGUCUAGGAGACUACCUACAGCUCCAGAUAGAAAGAGGCAAUAUUAAAGUUGUAUUUAACGUGGGCACAGAUGACAUAAACAUUGAAGAGACUUCAAAGUUUGUAAAUGAUGGAAAAUACCACAUAGUUCGCUUUACGAGGAGUGGUGGUAACGCUACUUUACAACUGGAUGACUUGCCUGUGAUAGAACGUUAUCCCUCAGGCAACAUUGAUAACGAACGGCUGGCGAUUGCUAGACAGCGAAUCCCAUAUCGGCUUGGUCGAGUAGUUGACGAAUGGCUACUCGACAAAGGUCGACAGCUUACCAUCUUCAACAGUCAGACAACCAUAAAAAUCGGCAGCGGGGAACGCGGCAGUCGCGCGUUCCAGGGUCAGCUCUCCGGGCUUUACUACAACGGCCUGAAGGUGCUCAACAUGGCGGCCGAGGGCGACCCCAACGUGCGGGUGGAGGGCAGCGCCCGUCUGAUCGGCGACAUGCCCUCCUCGUCCAUAACGCCGCAGUCCAGCGCCUCUGCCGCCGGCAACCGUUCCGACACGUCUCCCUCCAUCACCGACAUCACCACGACGACCGCGUCCAACCGCCAGGGGAAGCAGACCACGACGCCGCAGGACGACCUGCUGGUGGCGUCCGCUGAGUGUCCCAGUGAUGAUGAGGACAUCGAUCCAUGUGAUCCCAGUUCAGGUGGGUUAGCCCACCCCCCCCUGCCGGAGACCAAAGGCUACCCCACCUCUGACGUCAUCCGCGAGUCCAGCAGCACCACCGGGAUGGUGGUGGGCAUCGUAGCGGCGGCUGCCCUCUGCAUCCUCAUCCUCCUCUACGCCAUGUACAAAUACCGCAACCGCGACGAAGGCUCCUACCACGUGGACGAGAGCCGCAAUUACAUCAGCAACUCAGCCACGCAGCCCAACGGAGCCGCCGUGAAAGAGAAGCCCAUCGGGGUCGCCAAAAUCUCCAGCAAGAACAAAAAGAAUAAGGAUAAGGAAUAUUAUGUCUGA
Messenger RNA from Chanos chanos (milkfish), 4509 nucleotides. RefSeq names its product neurexin 1a (gene nrxn1a). The transcript is spliced from 23 exons. Lineage: Eukaryota; Metazoa; Chordata; Actinopteri; Gonorynchiformes; Chanidae. The record is from RefSeq and is a predicted model, not a curated record. The coding region runs from base 1 to 4509 and encodes 1502 amino acids.